This is a messenger RNA of Alligator mississippiensis (American alligator), 5207 nucleotides long. RefSeq names its product E3 SUMO-protein ligase ZBED1. Gene Ontology annotation, molecular function: protein dimerization activity; DNA binding. The record is from RefSeq and is a predicted model, not a curated record. The coding region runs from base 1881 to 4082 and encodes 733 amino acids. Lineage: Eukaryota; Metazoa; Chordata; Crocodylia; Alligatoridae. The transcript has 3 exons.
CCAUUUAAUAUUUUAUUGCCUCCCUUCAAGCAUCUCUUCUCUAAACUGACCAGGCCUGGCCUCGGCCGUCUCUCCUCCUAGGCAAGCCCCUCUGUAGCACUGACCAUCCUUGUUGCCCUUGUCUGGACCUUCUCGAGUUCUUCUCUAUCCUUUUGCAGGUGCGGGGACCGGAACUGGGCGCCGUGUUCAAGGUGUGGACGCACCAUGGCUUCGUAAAGGGGCGUCAUCAUGCUUUCAUUACCAUCCUGCAUCUCCAUAGAUACUUCCGCUAUCAGGUUUAGCAUGAUCCUGCUUUCCCUGGUGCUUCCCGCUCCCUUCCGGGGACACUUCUGAGCUGCCUAGGGGACCGACCUGCGUGUGGUCCCCGACCAUUAAGGGUGGGGUAGGCGGGCACUUGCUGGCAGGCGACCACGGUCUGGGGCAAGUUGUCCCACAUGGCCUGACUGGCUUCCGCAUCAAACCCAUGCUUCCAGAGGCACUUCCAUGCUGCCCGGGGGACCGACCUGCAUGUAGUCCCCGACCUGAGGAGGGGGGUAGGCAGACACUUGGCAGUAGCAGACCCCGGUCUGCAGCCGGUUCUCCCACCUGUCCCUGGCGUCAAACCCACAAGGCAUUUUGAUAUGGGCUGGGGCAGUGGUAGCACUGCCACUGGAGGCUUCGCAUCCUCUGCAGAGAAGGGGCUGCUCGGUAACAAGACAAGUCCUCUCUAGCCUUUUGCAAACGACCAUUCUUCCUGAGUUAAAAUACUUCUGCUGCCACAGUAGAUUUUUCACUCAGUAGAUCAUAAAAACACAGACAAGGAGGGCUGGAAGGGACCUCCGGAGGUCACAUCUAGUCCAACCUCCUGCUCAAAGCGGAACCAGCCCCAACUACAUCAUCCUGCACAAGCCUACCUAGGUCUUAAAAACCUCCAAGUACGGAGACUCCCCCCACCCCUCUGGGUAGCCUGUUCCUGUUACUACUCUCCUUAUGAGAAAGUUUUUCCUAAUAACCAACCUCAACUUCCCCUUGCUGCAGCUUGCGCCCAUUGCUCCUUGUUCAGUCAUCCGCCCCCACUAAGAACAGCCCGGCUCCAGAUGUCACGGUGCGUGACAGCAGCAGCUUCCCCAUUUGAGGGAUGUAGAAGCAGUGGCUAUAGCUAGAUGCAGCUACUAAGGGAACCUAAGAAAUCCUGACUUCUACACACCGAGCUGCUGCAAACUCCACCGCUAGAUAUUUCAACCCGAGUUGCAUAUUCCCUAUGUUUGUUAGUGAGGGUCAAAUCCCCGGCUUCACGGAGGCGUAGCUUUAAAGGUCAAUUUUGUCACCUCUCUACUAACAUGAGUCGAGCCUGUUCCAGUGCUUUACUAUCCCCUCCUCGUGAGAAAGUUUUUCUUAACAUCCAACCUCAACUUCCCUUGCUGCAACGCGACACCAUUGCUCCUUGUCCUGUCGCCACUGCGAACAGUCCAGCUCCAGUCAAGAGGAUUUUAUCUUUUUAUUGAGUCCAAUCCCAUGCGUUUCAACAAAGGAUCCAAGACGGUCCGGCUCGGUCUGCAGACUUCAGGAGAUGCAGAAGCCACCGCUUCCAAUGAUGAAUCAUCUUUACUGUUAUAAAAAAACCAAGAGCACGCCCUAUUAACCAAGCACCCACAGCCAGAAUUUGUCCUUCAGCAACAAAACAGAUCGUGAUUAAUCAGACCGUCUCCGCACUCAGCUUUGUUAUAAAUGCAAACGGCGCGGCCCUCCCUGUCUGCCAGCAAGCACACACUCGCUGCACACGUUGCAUCGGGGCUCUGACAGGCAUCCAGCCUCCUCCGUUUCAGAUCAGCUCCCUUUCCAUCCUGGCUUGAACUUUUGAGAGGAGCCCUAAAUGAAUUACUUCCAGAUGAAAGAACGCAAUGGCAGACGUGAACGCCAAGAGGGUGCCUCCUUUCCUGCAGAAAGGCGUGAAGCCAGAAGAUGGUGGAGGGGACGUGCAGCAACCCAAAGAGGAGAUAAUAGAGGAGCCGUCUCUGCCCGUCAUUGCUCCAUCCUACCCCCAGAUCGUGCAAGAGGAAAUCUCCAUGGUGUUCAACACGUACAACAUGGCAGCCAACCUCGGCCCGUCCUCCAGGAGGAAGAGGGAGAAAGGGGCGGGCCACGAUGGCACGAGCACAGCGCUCUAUGUUGACCGCCGCAAAUCCAAGGUGUGGAACUACUACACCAAGCUGGGGGAUGCCUACGUGGAAUGCAACGUGUGCAAGAAGCAGCUGUCUUUCCACAACAGCACCACCACGAUGCGGGAGCACCUGGUGCGGAAGCACAGCAUCCGUGACACGCUGCUGUCGCAGCUGAAAGAUGACCAGGCAUCUGAGGCCGACUACGCGGCACCGGAGAACGGGAUCAAGCGGGCCAGGCAGAUGACGCCAGAAAACAACCUAUACCACCCCGCACCCUGCUUAGAACCCAGGACCGACAUGAUUCUGGAGCUAGUGCUCGAGAUGAUAUUCCGCGACCUCCACCCGCUCUCCAUGGUGAAAGACAAGGGCUUCGGACUCCUCCUCGGUUACCUGGAGCCGAGUUUCACCCUCCCGUCCCCAGCCCAGCUGUCCAGCAUGCUGUGGCACAGGUACAACGUAGUGAAGCAGCAUCUCGAGCACUACUUGCAAACGGCUCAGUCCGUCGUGCUGUGCGUGGAGUCCUGGAUCUCUCAGCUCAGCCAGCCCUACCUGACCGUCACGGCAAGCUUCAUUGAUGGGGAGUGGCGCUGGGCCCGAUGCAUCCUGGAAACGCAGCCGGUGCACGAGAACAAGGGGGCAAGCGAUUUCGGGGAGAGGCUCUACACUGUCCUGUCCGAGUUCGGGCUGUCCUGCAAGGCCGUGUCCUGUGUGAUACACGACAGCCUGCGCGACACAGCCGCCAACUCGGAGCAACUCCAGGGCACCUACGGCUGGGCAAGCCUGUGCUGUGCUGCCCACUUGCUGGACCUGUGCAUCCAGGCCGGGCUGGAGGUGGAGCAGGUACAAGAGGCUCUGAGUGCCGCCAGAGGCAUCGUGAGGUACUUCCAGCAGGACGCAAAAGCCACCUGUUCCUUGAACAGCAAGUUGGAGGCCAUCAACAAGACCAAGCUGAAGCUUGUCAUGGACGCCAGGCCCCGCUGGAUAACGACCAUCGAGAUGUGCGAGAGCCUCCUGGACCUCAAAUGGGCCAUCAUGUCCGUGCUGGAGGAACACCCCAAGGGCACGGCAGCUGUUCAGAACCUGGCUGACCACCAGUGGAAGCUCUUGCAGGACCUGGUGCCCGUCAUGAGGACAAUUAAGAUCGCCACGUCCUUCUUGCGCGAGGAGCAGAACGUUUCCAUCUCUUCCCUGAUGCCAUGCAUCCACGGCAUCGUCGCUGCCAUCGGACAGCAGUGCGAGGAGUCCAGCAGUGUCAUCAAGACCGUGGUGGGCAACAUACGGGCGCAGCUGAUGCAGCGCUGGGGCAUCUUGGAGGACGAGACGGUGCUGGAAAGCCCGGCUGUCAUCGCCUCCUUCUUGGACCCGCGUUUCAAGGAGAUGAGGUUCCUGAGCCCCACCCUGCGCAGCGAGCUGCACAGGAGGGUCAAAAAUAUGUUGUCGCAGAUGUUUAACCACCAGUCCCCGCCUCCUGCCUCGUUCUGGGUGCCAAACUCAGAUUACAAGGCAGAAGGGGGAGAAGCCGGGGGCCAGCUGCCAGCUCAUAAGGACAGGGGCUCCGGCAGCCAGUCCCAGAGUAUGUAUGACAUCCUUCUGGGGAAGGACCCAACAGAGAGCAUGCCCGAGAUCCACCAGCAACUGGAGAACUACAUCGUGGAGCCACUGUGUAAACGUAGCACCAACCCGCUGGACUGGUGGAGGAACAAUGAGCACCGCUUCCCCGCUGUGGCGAGGAUGAGCCGGCAGUACCUGGCCAUCCCUGCCACAGCUGUGUUGCCAGAUCAGGCCUUCGCUGCCAAUGAGAGUGCCCUGGAGCACCGGCGAGCGGUGCUUGCCCCUGAAAAUCUGGACCAAAUUCUGUUCCUGCACCAGAACUUUGACUUUUUAGAAUCCAUGAGAAACAACAGUGAGAAUCGGGGCAGAAACCUGCACAUCCAGUAUUGAAAACACCGGGGUUGCGGUGGGGGGUGGAGUUCAGGGGUGAAGUUUAACAUGGCUUGAGUCCUGUCUAUCCUAGGAGUGGGGUGCUCAAAAGCACUCUGGUGUAGGCCUCACCUGCCUGUGGAAGUCAGUGGAAGCUGCAGCACCCAAGGGCUGAGUAUUUUCCUCCGAUCCCCUCCUACACGUGCAGCCGCUUUGCGACACUUCUGUCCCGCUUGGAUACAGCUGAUGCAGCCGUGUCAAACCGCGCCAGUUCAUCCGCAACCAUCAUGCUCCCAAGCCAUAUUUGUGCUGCUUCCUUGGAAAUCCCGGCUGCUUCUCCACGAUGCCUCAACGGAGCAAUCACAAGUCUCUAGAGGACGCUGCAGCCCUGGCAGCAGAUGAAGCAGUGCAUUUUAGGAUGUGCAACCACAAGGGGCUAGAUGAACCACUGCCGGCGUAGUUGGAGAUGCUGUCCCUAAUGCAAACAGACAAAGGCAUGGUGGACAAUACAGCCAGGCUAGGAAGAGACAGACUCUUGUCACAGGGUAGGGAGAGUCGCCAUUAGCUGCUAACAAUCACCAAGCAUGAGCCAUAAUGCAUGCAAUUUCAAACCAUGUUUAGAGGCAACCACAUCACUAAAAUCUUCCCUGUUGCAGCUGCACUGGUAGCUAGCAUCAGGGUGGAAACGCUACUGCCACAGGGGAAAUGUAGGCUGAAAUUAGGAAGAACCCUCUCAUUAUGAGGGUUAAGUAAUGAAACAGGCUGGCCAGGCUCAACGCCUCUAGCCUUGCAAAACUGUCGUGAUAAUCUACCCGUCUGACAACACCACUCUUGAUGGCGGGAAGAGACCCUUAGUUAUAUCCGAUUCACCAUCUAAGCCCAACAAAACACACAAUCGCAAGCUCCCUACCAAGUGCGGUACUGCAAGGUUGUUAUUUUUUAUGCAAGUAAAGCAACAGGCAAAAAUCGGUGCAAUAAUUUAGGACCAGGCAUGGUGCUCGAGAUAGGAAGACUGGGACAGCCAGACAACUGAGAAGAUCAAAGAGACUUUUAAGUUUCUUUCAGGUUCUUCUGCCUUGAUCAUCACUGUAAUACCUGUGCACCUUGCAAUAAAUAAAAUAAAAGGAGACUAAAGUGUCUCAUGUA